AUGUGGCUCUACCAUUUGCUGCUGAUCGUCCUUCUGGAACGACUGGUGUCCGGCACCACCUGCUACUUCCCUGAGGGCAACGUGGCCGAGGAUUACACGCCUUGCUCCGACAAUGGCGUCUCGUUCUGCUGCAAUAAGAACUCGAUUUGCUUGAGCAAUGGCCUCUGCACCUCCAUGCAUCAACCGUAUGUUCUCGGCCGCGGCGCCUGUACCUCCCAAAGUUGGAACGAUACCUCGGUCUGCGACGAUGUCUGUCAUGGAAUCACCACCGCGUGGAGCAGCGCGUGCUCCCUCAUCCUCUACAGUGACAUGAACGGAGUCAAGCUAUAUUGCCCCAACUCGAUUAUUUCCAACGGGACCAACUCCAUCGGAUGCGCCAAUGGUGUCUCGCCCAUUUCAGUGGGCACUGGCAAGCCCAUUGCUGGCAAGGCAUAUCUGGCUAGCUACUCCCUCCUCCCCACUGCUAGCACCGCCACCAGCACCGCGACCGCCACCUCUACCACUGAGCCCAAUACCUCGUCCUCCUCCACAGCCGAUGAAAGCUGCAGCAGCCCGACCGCGGCUAAUGGCAAUCAAGUCAGCCGGGCGACCGUGACCGCCGUUGGGGCCGGGGUCGGCGUGCCCCUUGGGCUGCUGGCGUUGGCAUCGCUGGGCUAUGGUUUGAACGAGAGGAGAAAGCGGCUCCAGCUCCAGAAUGCCCCGCCAAACAUGUACCAGAUGCCGGCGGCCUCGUCAACGUCCUACCGAUCGAGGAAUAUGGGCGCGAAGGAGCUAUCUGGCCAUAUACCGCUUCAUGAGCUGGACACGUGA
This is a messenger RNA of Aspergillus tubingensis, 810 nucleotides long. RefSeq lists its product as uncharacterized. The transcript is spliced from 2 exons. Bases 1 to 810 code for a protein of 269 amino acids. The record is from RefSeq and is a predicted model, not a curated record. Lineage: Eukaryota; Fungi; Ascomycota; Eurotiomycetes; Eurotiales; Aspergillaceae.